Globicephala melas (long-finned pilot whale) is the source of this 6145-nucleotide messenger RNA. RefSeq names its product SMG5 nonsense mediated mRNA decay factor (gene SMG5). Gene Ontology annotation, cellular component: telomerase holoenzyme complex. The record is from RefSeq and is a predicted model, not a curated record. Gene Ontology annotation, molecular function: telomerase RNA binding; protein binding; telomeric repeat DNA binding. Gene Ontology annotation, biological process: nuclear-transcribed mRNA catabolic process, nonsense-mediated decay. Lineage: Eukaryota; Metazoa; Chordata; Mammalia; Artiodactyla; Delphinidae.
GCAAGUUCAUAUGCUUCUACUUCUGGCCUUCUUAUCCCUCAGGAUCCAUGUACCUUGUGACCCAGCCAGGCAGAGAGCAUUCUAGAAGACCUACAAAUGCUUCAUGAAAUUUGGAUUUACCCAAACAACCGUAUGACUUGGGGUAAAGAUCUUAAGGAAGGAGAGAGAGAGCCCUCUUCAGUCUGGGAUUGUAGACCGAUGGGGAGUCGGGGAGGGAAUGGAAUGAUCUAGAGUAGGUCUGACACUGAAAGAUGUUAUUAAUAGCAUUUUUUUCUUCCAGUUGAAUUUGGCUGGCAUUUGUUUUAACUUUAGAGAUUGUUUCCUAGUAUUUGAUGAAAGUAUUAAAGUUUUUAGAAACGUUGGGGAAAUCAUGGACAUUCUUUCAAGAUAGUGCAAAUCUCUUUUUGGCCUUCUGAGGUACUGGCAGCUAUGGUGGUUUUCUCUUCAGUUCAGCUAUCCUUUAGAGCUCCUUCCCUCUUCCUCCAACUCCCCUUGCUCUUUAUACCCCCUACCCUCCCCCAGCCCCAUGCCCCUUCCCUCACCAGGACAAAGACAUUCUGGGUCAGAGAUGGAGGUUGUGUCUGCACCCCUAUGUGGCAGCAUUCUCUGGUCAGAAGCAGAGCACUGUACUUUGUACAUUUAAAAACAUUUAAAAACAAAACAAUGGGGAAUUCCCUGGCGGUCCAGUGGUUAGGACUUGGCAGUCUCACUGCUGGGACCCCGGGUUCAAUCCCUCGUUGGGGAACUAAAAUCCUGCAAGAUGUGUGGCGCAGCCAAAAAUAAAACAAAACAACGUCAAUCCAAGGCAAUAUUUAUAGGUGUUAUACCAGAUUGCCAGAGGGGUCCGUAGCUUAAACAAAGAUUAAGAACCCUUAUUUCAAAGGGUCAGUUCCCCAAAUCAUUUUAGUUUUUCUCCUUAUUGAUAUUUCUCAUUCAGCCAACUCAGCAAUGUCUCUAUAAAGAAUAUUAGGAAAGGCUGCUCAGAAUGGGAGCUCCACACCCAGGAGUGUGGCUGCAAAGUGGAAUGGAUAGGAGGAUGCUAUGCAACUUACCUGCUGUGCAACUUUGAUUUCUUUAACUGUAAAAUGGAAGUAACAAGAGUAACUACCUCAUGCGGUUGCUUUGAGCAUUACUUAAGUUGAUAUUUUAAUACACUUAGAACAGUACCUGGCACAUGGGAAAACUGCCUGCCAAGUAGCCGGAGCUCUCUGAAGUUACAAGGCUGCCUGGGUGAAGGGAGAGGAGAGAGCCCAUGCAUGUUUGGCUCUGGCCACCACCAGUCCUCAGGAUGCAAGAAGCCAGUGUCUGCCUCAGGGAAGGAGAUGGAUUGGGCACAGAUGGCAUGCCACCGAUGUCUAGUGUACCUGGGGGAUUUGUCACGAUAUCAGAAUGAAUUAGCUGGCGUAGACACUGAGCUGCUAGCUGAGAGAUUUUACUACCAAGCCCUGUCAGUGGCUCCCCAGAUUGGAAUGCCCUUCAACCAGCUGGGCACACUUGCCGGCAGCAAGUACUAUAACGUGGAAGCCACGUAUUGCUACCUGCGCUGCAUCCAGUCGGAAGUGUCCUUUGAGGGGGCCUAUGGGAACCUCAAGCGGCUGUAUGACAAGGCAGCCAAAAUGUACCACCAGCUGAAGAAGUGCGAGACUCGGAAGCUCUCUCCCAGCAAGAAGCGAUGUAAAGACAUUAAGAGGUUGCUGGUGAACUUUAUGUAUCUGCAAAGCCUCCUGCAGCCCAAAAGCAGCUCUGUGGACUCAGAGCUGACAUCACUUUGCCAGUCAGUCCUGGAGGACUUCAACCUCUGUCUCUUCUACCUGCCCUCCUCACCCAACCUCAGCCUGGCCAGUGAGGAUGAGGAGGAGUAUGAGAGUGGAUAUGCUUUCCUCCCGGACCUUCUCAUCUUUCAGAUGGUCAUCAUCUGCCUUAUGGGUGUGCACAGCUUGAAGAGAGCAGGAUCCAAGCAGUACAGUGCAGCCAUUGCCUUCACCCUGGCCCUCUUCUCCCACCUUGUCAAUCAUGUCAACAUACGGCUGCAAGCUGAGCUGGAAGAGGGCGAGAAUCCCGUCCCGGCAUUCCAGAGUGAUGGCACAGAUGAAGCAGAGUCCAAGGAACCCUUGGAGAACGUGGAGGAGCCGGGUCCUGAGCCUCCUCCUGCAGCAUCUCAAGAUGGCGAGGUCAGAAAGAGCCGGAAGUUCUCCCGCCUCUCCUGCCUCCGCCGUCGGCGCCACCCACCCAAAGCUGGUGAUGACAGUGACCUGAGUGAAGGCUUUGACUCAGACUCGAGCCAUGACUCACCCCGGGCCAGUGAGGGCUCAGACAGUGGCUCCGACAAGAGCCUUGAAGGUGGGGGAACAGCCUUUGAUGCCGAGACAGAUUCAGAAAUGAACAGCCAAGAGUCCCGAUCAGACCUGGAAGAUAUGGAGGACGAGGAAGGGACACGGUCCCCAGCCCUGGAGCCACCUCGGGCCAGGUCAGAGGCUCCUGAAUCCCUCAACGGCCCACUGGGCCCCAGUGAGGCCAGCAUUGCCAGCAAUCUACAAGCCAUGUCCACCCAGAUGUUCCAGACUAAACGCUGCUUCCGACUGGCCCCCACCUUCAGCAACCUGCUCCUCCAGCCCGCCACCGAAGCUCCCACCUUGGCCAGCCGCAGGCCCUGUGUCAAUGGGGAUGUGGACAAGCCCUCAGAGCCAGCCUCUGAAGAGGGCUCUGAGUCGGAGGGAAGUGAGUCUAGUGGGCGCUCCUGUCGGAAUGAGCGCAGCAUCCAGGAGAAGCUGCAAGUCCUGAUGGCGGAAGGCCUGCUUCCUGCUGUGAAAGUCUUCCUGGACUGGCUACGGACUAACCCCGACCUCAUCAUAGUGUGUGCGCAGAGCUCUCAAAGUCUGUGGAACCGCCUCUCUGUGUUGCUUAAUCUGUUGCCAGCUGCUGGCGAACUCCAAGAGUCUGGCCUGGUCCUGUGUCCUGAGGUCCAGGAUCUUCUUGAAGGUUGUGAACUGCCUGACCUCCCGUCUAGCUUGCUGCUCCCAGAGGACAUGGCACUUCGCAACCUGCCUCCCCUCCGGGCUGCCCACAGACGCUUUAACUUCGACACGGAUCGGCUCUUGCUCAGCACCUCAGAGGAGACGGUCGUGCGCAUCUGCUGCAUCCGCAGCUUUGGCCACUUCGUUGCCCGCCUGCAAGGCAGCAUCCUGCAGUUCAACCCAGAGGUUGGCAUCUUCGUCAGCAUCGCCCAGUCUGAGCAGGAGAGCCUGCUGCAGCAGGCCCAGGCCCAGUUCCGAAUGGCACAGGAGGAAGCUCGGCGGAACAGGCUAAUGAGAGACAUGGCCCAGCUACGACUUCAGCUCGAGGUCUCUCAGCUGGAAGGGAGCCUGCAGCAGCCCAAGGCCCAGUCAGCAAUGUCUCCCUACCUCGUCCCCGACACCCAAGCCCUUUGCCACCACCUCCCUGUCAUCCGCCAGCUGGCCACCAGUGGCCGCUUCAUUGUCAUCAUCCCAAGGACAGUGAUCGAUGGCCUGGAUUUGCUGAAGAAGGAACACCCCGGGGCCCGGGAUGGGAUCCGAUACCUGGAGGCAGAGUUUAAAAAAGGGAACAGGUACAUUCGCUGCCAGAAAGAGGUGGGGAAGAGCUUUGAGCGGCAUAAGCUGAAGAGGCAGGAUGCAGAUGCCUGGACGCUCUAUAAGAUCCUGGACAGCUGCAAACAGCUGACUCUGGCCCAGGGGGCAGGUGAGGAGGACCCGAGUGGCAUGGUGACCAUCAUCACAGGCCUUCCACUGGACAACCCCAGCACGCUCUCAGGCCCUAUGCAGGCAGCCUUGCAGGCCGCUGCACAUGCCAGUGUGGACAUCAAGAAUGUUCUGGACUUCUACAAGCAGUGGAAGGAGAUUGGUUGAGACCGACCCCCAGGCCCUGCAGCGGGGCUGACUCCAGAUCUCUCCUGCCCUCCCUGGCAGCCAGGACCACCACCUGUAGUCACCCCACCACACGCAGACUCACGCACGCACACAGGAAGGAAGCCCAGCUGCACACAGGCUGCAGGGAGGGCCCAGGAGCCAGCUGGGAGGGCGGGGUCCCCCUGUUGCCAAGACGACGUCAGGAAAGCAAGGAAAGUGCUUGGAGCAGGAGAGGCCUGUUGGCCCCUAGCCAGCCUUCCUGCCUCAGCCCCCCUGCUUUCCCCAGGGGCAGGUGGCAGGCACGGGUGUCUGCAUUUCGUUGGAGUGGUUCCUGGACCUCUUGAGGGGAAGGGACAGCAGAAGGGGCCCUUCUUCCUCACCCAAGACGCAGGGUGGUUGGUGCCAGGAGUUUGGGCCCUCUGGGCCUGGGGGUAGAGUUGGGUAACACCAGGUGUCUGGGUGGUUCUCUGCAGACCCUUCCUCUCCUUGAGGACCACCCAUCCCCCUCUCAUCUCCCUUUGCAGGGGCUGGGCAGCUCUGGAGCCUUGGGGACUCUUAAGGAAGAGGGGCCUGGAGCUGCCUGCGCCAGUAGCAGGGCGGGGCUUAGAUCCCCUCCUCCUGCUGCAGGGGAUGCACACCCAUUGCCCCACUUCUGUUUUCUGUCUCCCUUCGUCUAGCUUCCAGGGCAGGGAGCAGGCCCACGACGGCUGCAGGCAGUCUGGCCUAUAUGCCAAUGAGGGCUUCUGUGCCUGCCAGCCCCAUGGUCACUGCGCUUUGUGCUCUGGGCUGCUGUGCUGGGACAGAGUGGGAUGCCAGUAAGAGGAGAGAGGGGUGAAGUUUGAGGCCACAACCCCCCUUACUACCUAGGGAGGGGCCUGUGUUCGGAUGGACAGCAGAAAGGAGAGGCUCUUGAAGCUGCCCGGCCAGGGACCCUCUGCCCUGAUGGGCUUCCCUACUUUUGUCCUUCCCCGGGACUAAAGGCCUGGAGGAGCUGAGCAUGGGGCUAGCUUCUGGAGUGUUGAGGUGAAUGUGAGAGCGGAGAUCACGAAUAGCUCAGGGCAGUGAGUGGAGCAGCAAGAGUGGGGCUGAGUGUGGGAGGCUUUGGCCAGGAUUGCCUCGGCCCCUCCCGCUCGGGCUGCACAUACAGCUCGGGCUGGGGGUUGAGGGUCGGGGAUCUCAGCUCUGCUGUUCCCCACCCCAGAGCACUAGCCUAGCUUCCCAGACUGUUCUCGGAGGAGAACUGGCUGCCUGCCUCCUUCCUCUAAGACAGCAAGUCUGGGACAACCUGGGGGGAGUGGGAUCACCCCCACUUCCAGUCCCUGGCAGAGGCUGAGACUAAAGCAUCACUUAAUAAAGACCCCCAGAAGCCCACUCCUUGUCUCCUGGUGCCUUUCUGUACAGUUUUAUUGGGACAUUGGAGAUUACAUACUGAAAUGGCAGUUUGGAAAGGUUUCUUUGAGGUGGCCCAGUUGAAGCAAGUAACCAGCAGCUGGAGCACAAACUCCAGAGACGGUUUUGAUAGAUGUGAAGUUCAUUGAACUGAGCUGCUGCCUUCACAAGGGUGAUAGGUGAAAACAAUAUACAGAUGAUCCUGAAGAAUAUGUGGUUUUAGGGCGCUGACCCCUAUGCAAGCAAAAAUCUGCACUUGAUUUUACAGUCCGCCCUCUGUAUCUGCAGUUCCACAUCCAUGAUUCAACCCACUGGGGACCGUGUAGUACUGAGUACAUAUUUAGUGAAAGAAAGCUGCAUAUAAACGCAGUUCAAACCUAUGUUCAAGGGUCAACUAUUUUGAAGGCUACGUUGCUCCCUGGGGGUGGUUUGCGGUUUUCAGCUGGGUCCUCUGAAUCAGGGAGAAACUUCCUCAGUGGAGAGGUGAGGGUGAACCUUGAAACCAGCCUCUGAGUAUUCAACCCCAUCCCUCCGCAAGCACUGACACCUCAAGUGUGUCUGGGGAGUGGAGAAGCUUGGUGAACCCCUCGAGGUUGAACCAACAUUUACCAAAUGCAUUUGCUCUGGAUUCUGCCCAGCACCAGGCGCUGAGAGGCAGCGAAGCACAGUGAGAAGAGGUUUUGGAGAAUUCAUAUUCAGGGUUUGGAUUCCUCUGCCCAGCUUGAGGCAGAGCCACUCUCAGCUCCUGGGAGAGCCUGGAACCCUGGAGCCGUGGGGCAGCCUGGUCUGAGGGGGGCGCUCUGCACCACCCUGGCUGCAUCCUGGCUAGGGCCCUGGCCUCUUCCGGCCAGUCUGCUCUCAGUGGGGUGGGG